AUGCAACCUCCCAUCGCCUCAGCAGCCAAAACACAACCAACCCGUCUCCUCUUCAUAGCCUCAAUAGGCAACCAGGCUCCCUACCGCAGAACAAGACAUAGCGCAGGCCACCUCCUCCUCGACGAAUUAGCGCCCCGUCUCCGCGCGAACUGGUCCCAAAAUAACACCAACAUCGGCGUCGGCGUCUCAGGGGCUGAGAUAGCUGAAGUAAGCCACAGUCAAAGCCACUUGCCGAUCGGCGCAUACUACACAACAUGGUAUAGCCCCAGCUACAUGAAUGAGUCGGGGCCGAAACUCGUGCGCCAAUUAUCAAAAUGGCUUGGGAGACAGGAUGAGGUUGUUGCGCGGGGAACUGCACUUCCUUCUAAGGCUGAGUCUUGGUUAGAGGGAUUAGUUCCUUCUUCGAACUCGGCUGGGAAUGGAAAGGGAUACCCUGCUACUCUUGUUAUUCUGCAUGAUGAGCUUGAGGCGCCGUUGGGGAAGAUUAGGAUUAAGAGGGGUGGACCUGAGAGUGCUAGUUUGCGUGGACACCGAGGAUUGAUUAGUGUUUUGGAGAGUCUGAGGGGGAAAGGGAUGUAUGCUCAUGGUUCGAAAGUUAGUUCGAAUCCGGGUCGGGAUCAGGCACAGACACAGAAGAAGGGUGGAAAAGAAUCUAUUGUGCCAAGGGAUCUUUCUAUUCUACGAGUUGGGAUUGGGAUUGGGAGGCCGGAUAGUCGGGCGAAGAAUGCGGUUGCGGAUUAUGUUUUGACGGAGAUGGAUGCUGCGGAGGUUGAUGCUGUGCAUCAGACUGUUGCUCCGGUUAUGGGGAUUUUGGAGGAGGAAUUAUUUUGGAAUGGGCAGGAGUCGACUAAGAAGAAAUGA
Molecule: messenger RNA, 861 nt
Organism: Penicillium angulare
Lineage: Eukaryota; Fungi; Ascomycota; Eurotiomycetes; Eurotiales; Aspergillaceae
Exons: 1
Coding region: 1-861 (286 amino acids)
Molecular function (GO): peptidyl-tRNA hydrolase activity
Source: RefSeq, a predicted model, not a curated record